GUUCCAGAGGGUUUUUUUUUUUUUUUUUUCCUGUUCUUUGAUUUUCCUGCUCUCUAGUGUGAAAGACAUUUCGCUUCUUCUUUUUAAAUGAAUUUUGGCUCUUCUCUGUGAAUGUAUUGAACCGGAAUCGCCGCCCAAGCACAGUAUUGUUUCAAUUUCACUUAGAACGUUUUGCUCCAAGAAAUGGCACUACAAUAUUCCGUAAGUAGGCCUCUAUCAUACUUCAUUUGGCCAAUGAAACAGAAGAAAUUUAACUCCUUCAAUUCAUUUUGUGGUGCAUAUCACCUUGCCAAAAUGAAACAUGUUGAAACCAGGGAGGAGUGUUUAGGCCUUCCUCCGAAUCGCUUGAGGCUGUCUUUACAGGAUGCUAUACCCAAAAGAAUAAGGAUCUCAAGAAGGAUUAAAGCAAUCAAAUCUAAUGAUGCCAGUUGGAAGAAAAAGCGAGAAGAUUUUAGUGACAGUGAUGAUGAAACAGAGGCACACCCUCCAUUGGAAGAAAAUGAUCCUUAUUUGAUGAAUCUUGAAGAGAGACAAGAGUGGAGGCAGAAAAUUAGAGAAGUGAUUAGUAUGCACCCUAAUAUUCAAGAGGAGGUAGACCCUGUUGAAAAAAAGGAAAAAAUGCAAAAGCUUCUUAAGGAUUACCCCCUUGUUCUUGAGGAGGACGAUCCUGACUGGCCUGAAGAUGCUGAUGGGUGGGGAUUCAACUUGGGACAGUUUUUUGACAAGAUUACCAUUAAGAACAAGAAAAAGGUUGAUGAUGAUAAUGAUGACAGUGAUAAUGAAAUAGUAUGGCAGGAUGAUAAUUAUAUACGUCCCAUCAAAGACAUAAAAACUGCAGAAUGGGAGGAGACUGUAUUCAAAGACAUAAGUCCGUUGGUAAUUAUUGUACACAACCGAUACAAAAGGCCAGAAGAGAAUGAAAGAAUUCUAUAUGAAGUGGAGAAGGCUGUUAAUAUUAUAUGGAACUGCAGAUUGCCUUCGCCAAGAUGUGUUGCAAUUGAUGCUGUUGUUGAGACUGAACUUGUUGCUGCACUCCGAGUGUCAAGCUUCCCGGAAAUCACCUUUACGAAAGCUGGGAAGAUCUUGUUCCGUGAAAAAGCGAUUCGAAAUGCAGAUGAGUUGUCAAAAAUGAUGGCAUUCUUCUAUUACGGAGCAGCAAAACCGUCAUGUUUGAGUAGCAUUACAGAUUUCCAAGAGGCCAUUCCUUCUCUUCCUAUCAAUAAUCCGGUCUCUUGAAUUAUAUUGACAUGAAAAUAGAGUUCAGUUUUUGGGCUGAAGCUGCCUUUAGCACUUUCUUGUCAGAAAGGCAAGAAAUAUGGAUAGCACCAUUUGACUGUCGUAUAUAUUAUGUAGUCAUUGGUGUACACCGUACAAGUAGCAUAAGUACGUCUGUCGCCUAGGAGGAAGAGGAAGUUCGAGACUGCAGAGACGAUCAAUUGGUAAUUUAUUUAUUGUUUCAUAUGGAUUUUUAUUAUUUGUAAUCUUUUGGAUUUAGAGAAUAUAAAUUUGUAAACGUUUAUUUGGUUCUAGAGCUGAUAAUAUGGAUCGGGUUUUGUGGA
Prosopis cineraria is the source of this 1559-nucleotide messenger RNA. Its product is annotated as thioredoxin-like fold domain-containing protein MRL7L, chloroplastic. The record is from RefSeq and is a predicted model, not a curated record. The transcript is spliced from 6 exons. Lineage: Eukaryota; Viridiplantae; Streptophyta; Magnoliopsida; Fabales; Fabaceae. Gene Ontology annotation, cellular component: chloroplast stroma. The coding region runs from base 184 to 1236 and encodes 350 amino acids. Gene Ontology annotation, biological process: regulation of DNA-templated transcription; chloroplast organization.